Cydia fagiglandana is the source of this 902-nucleotide messenger RNA. RefSeq lists its product as uncharacterized. Bases 59 to 403 code for a protein of 114 amino acids. The transcript has 3 exons. The record is from RefSeq and is a predicted model, not a curated record. Lineage: Eukaryota; Metazoa; Arthropoda; Insecta; Lepidoptera; Tortricidae.
CUACUGGUAUUGUAGGGAUGUUAUAAGAGUCUUGAGUGGAGAAGGUGGGUCAGUCAGGAUGCGAGCGGUGCAGUGUUUGUUGGUGCUGGUGCUUCUCUUGUGGCAGGCUUCGGCCGGGCCCGCCGUCAGUGUAUUGGGCCACGACCCCUCCUCCCACCCCCCAGCGCUGGCCGCAGUCUCCGAGCUGACGUCACGCGUGGCCAGCAAGGCCCCGCGCCUGAACAUGAAGGACGCCAGGUUCCCCAUCCCGGGGCCCCAGGACAUAGAGGCCAUCAAGAAGGUGGCGCAGAUCCUGGCCAUGCUGGGAGAACAGGUAAUACCGGCAAUUAUAGGAGAGCCGAGCACCGGUGGCGCCGCGUGCGAUCCCGUGGAGGACGCCCCCAACGACACCGUCACUGAAUAGGCUGGGUACGAGUAGUUGACACUGGGUAUUGUAAAGUCUGUUUUUAUUUAUUGAAGUAGAUAUCAUAUAUUAACGGCUCGAUUCAGGAAAUGUAUUAGAGAUACACUAGAUAUGAAAUAGUAAAGAUAUGUGACGUUCCACGGUAAAACGUACGUUAUGGCGGCUGGCGCUUACGUCGCAUAGCGCCACAAUAAUAAUGAAGCGACGUUAAUAAUGGCGUAAGCGCCAACCGCCAUCGCCAUAAGGUACCUUUACCCGUAGGACGUCACAUGGCUUUACUAUAUCGUAUCUAGUUCAUCUCUAAUUCAUUUCCCGAAUCGCGCCGUAAAGAAAAUGUGACUAAGCCCUUCAGCUUGCGACUUAUACCUUUACAAUGACAUUUCUCGAGUUUGAGACAGACUGAGAAAACCCAGUAUUUUAUUUUUAAGUGUUAUUUACGGUUAGUAAAGGGUAACUUAUUAGCGACUUUCUGUUUAUUAAUAAUAAACUGGAGAUUUCA